Cydia pomonella (codling moth) is the source of this 10659-nucleotide messenger RNA. RefSeq lists its product as uncharacterized. The record is from RefSeq and is a predicted model, not a curated record. Lineage: Eukaryota; Metazoa; Arthropoda; Insecta; Lepidoptera; Tortricidae. The transcript is spliced from 9 exons. The coding region runs from base 459 to 3335 and encodes 958 amino acids.
UUCAUUUUUAUUAUUAUGGCAAUAAAUGCUAGUUGCGGUUGCGAUGCGAUUUGAUUUGCGUCCAUAGCACUGUGGCAUUUUUCUAAAUAAGAAUUAAUUAGUUAAUGCACUGGAGAAAUAAAACAGUACCGUGCAGUUGAAUGAUUACAAACGUGUAGUUUUAGAAGGCGUUAACAAAGUGCUUUUAUUUUUAUUGAAUUCGAUACAAUGACCCCCGAGUUCACGGCUACACUUGCUAGCGUAUCGUGAUAUUUAACCAACCAUCAUGAGAAAAAUAUUACUAACAUUUUUUAUGUUAUGUUACUCCUAAUUUGGCGGUAUAAAUACUCAUAAAAAGUGUUAUCUCUCGGAACUAUGUGUUUUCGAUGUUAUGAUCAAUAAAUGGUUAACUCCGUAGUUGAACGUCUAGGCGGCAUGGUGUUACUGUGACAUUGCGAUUUGGAAAUAUGUAAAUAAACAUGAACGAUAUAAGUGUGAAAAUAGUGGAUUUUGGUAAGGAACAGACGGGAGUCGAUAUUGUGGCUCCAGUGGAUACAGUGCCUGAAAAUGAAGUGGAUCCUUUAGCGAUAGACGAAUCAAAGGUCAAAGAAGAAACGGAAGUGGUCGAGACGAUCGAGGUACUGGAAGUGCCGGAGAAGCCGGAAGUUGAGAAAACGGUGGAAAGCUGUGAUCAGAAUGCCAAAGAUGAGAAUUUAAGUGUGAAACGGGAUUUGGGAAGUGAGGAAUUGAAGUUGCAGACACAACGGAUUAAAGAAGAUCUACUGAAAGAAGAUACUAUAUCAUUAGCAAGUACCACAGAGGAUCCUACAGAAGAACCAGACACCCUUCAAAAUGGCGCUGACCUUGAGGACACACAACCAGAAUCAGAACCAAUAGCAGCAUCCACUGACAAUGUAGAACCCACCCCUGAAGAGACAAUAGAAGUCCCAGAAGUCACUGAGGCUGCUGUCCGAAUUCCUGAAACCCCUGCAAUAUCAGAUCCAGUUGUGUCAAAAGCAGUGGCACCACUUCUCCCAACUGUUUUUGGCCCUGUGGUCCCGACAGUCCCCAUCGCUCCUACUGUAUCAUUAACACCAACUGUAGUUGCCCCAGUAGCACCUGCUAUCUCAGUGGUGCCAUCAGUGUCUGUAGCUCCAUCUUACCCAACACAGGCUGUGCCAGUGGCACCAAUUGUACCAGCAGCACCAACUAUCCCGGUAGCACCAACAGUUCCUAUAGCACCAACACUUCCAGCAAUCCCUGCUGUUCCUUUAACUUCAGCUGUUUCAAUAUCUCCAGUAUCUUCUUCAGUUACACCAGCUGUAUCAAAACUUUUUCCAGUAUCUACAGCUCUUCCGGUAGCGCCUACACCAGCCCUUCCACCAUCCCCUGCUAUCCAUAUUGUCCAAGAGACACAAAAAGAGCCAAGUCCACUUAAAGAAGUGCCUGUAAUAGUAAAGGAAGAAGAGGUGAAAUUGCUGGAGAGAAUAGUUGAGAAGGUGGUGGAGGCUGAUGUGGAGAUGAUCGAGGCUCCAAUCAAAGUGAAGACUGAGGAGAAGACUGCCAAACAGCAGGCUGUUAAUGGGGAUGUGGCUAAGGAGGAGCAAGCAACAAAAAGACGAUCAAGUGAAGAAGCUGAAACCGAAUCUCCACUCAAGAAACUCUGCCAGGAAGUAGAAAAGACAUUCCCGCAACACGACACUAUGAUCAAUGACUACAUACAGACCGCCACUAAGAACAACAUCGACGAAAUACAAAGGCACACUGAGCAGUUGCUAUCAGAGAUCCAAACUUUGAGGGAACUAGCGCAGAAAAAAGAACAUGAAUGGAACAACAUCCUUCACUUAAAGAAAGUCAAAGAGGAGAUUCUAUUAAGGUUACUACGUAGAAAACAAGUGCUAUCAUUCGAAAAGGCAGCUGAUGUCAACGGUUCAGACCGCACUGAUCCUUUCGAUUACCUAAACCAGGCUAAGAACUUAGCUAUAGAUAAAAGCGAUGAGAUAUCAGGGUUGUCUCUUAAACCACCUUGCUCUACAAUGAAUCCUAUAAUACAACCGCCUGUUAUGCCUGUGACGACGCAUUUCAACCCCAUGGUAGGGUUACCACCGCCGUAUGACAAAGCAGCUCACAUGCAGUCUAUGCCUAAGCCAGUAUUCCCUCAACCACUCUUACUGCCUGGUCCGACCAUGCCAGGUUUCCCUAGAGACAUGAACGGGCAGCUACCAACAGGUUUCGGCAUGCCAAUGGGCCGCCAGGGCCCUACUAAGGACGUCAAGUCUAUUAUAGCGGACUAUAGACAGAGGAACCCGGAGAUAACGCCUAGAAGAGGAAGGAGGAUGAAGUCCAUUUUGAAUCCGAAUAUGAUGAACAACCCUAGAGCUAUAGCGCCGAAGAUAAUGGACAACAUGAAUAAUUAUAAUAAUCUCAACAAUUUGAACAUGCUUUUCAAUAAUUUGGAUAUGAACCAAAAGGCCAUGCUAGAGCGCCUUCAGCAAAUCCAAGCCGGAGCGCUGCCCAACGGUGUGUCCUUCAAGGACGUGCUCGUCCAGUUCGCGAACAUGCAGCAGUCGCCCGGCAUGCCCGGGAUGCCCAGGCCUCCGGAGACCGUCACCACUAGGCCUGAACAUGUCCCAACCCGCCCUGAAAGAAGACAGCAGACGCCCCGGGAGAGGCAUGAGGAAACGAUGCAGAAUCCAGCAGAACGAAUGGCCUCCCCGAGCCCGCGCCUGCCGCCGCCGCCGCCCUACCCCGAGAUCUCCCUGCUGCCCGUCACCACCAGCCAGGACACGCCCGCCACGCAGAACUCGCUGCUCCACGGCAUACUCACUAAGCAGGCGACCCCUGCACAGAGUUACUCGCCGACUCUGGCUAAACUGCUGACGUCCCCGGAACGCAAGCAGGCGCCCAAUCUGCCGGCGUUCGGUCAGGCCAAGAAUUGCGGCGAGAUCACGAUAACGCCGGUGCAGCCGACGCCGCCGCCCGCCGACGCGCCGAGCGAGAAGGAGGAGGUCGUUCAGUUGGAUGACGAGGAGUCCCCAGCAUCAGAAGGCUCGGCGGCGGCGUCCCCCGCCGACGGCGGCCGCCUCGUGAUCGACGAGGGCUCCGACGACGCGCCGCCCUGCCAGGGCUGCCGCCGCCGCGCCGCGCAGUUCGUGUGCGCCGGCUGCGCCAACCAGUGGUACUGCUCCCGCGACUGCCAGGUGACAACCUUACUGUACACUAGUCAUGCAGGGCUCCGACGACGCGCCGCCCUGCCAGGGCUGCCGCCGCCGCGCCGCGCAGUUCGUGUGCGCCGGCUGCGCCAACCAGUGGUACUGCUCCCGCGACUGCCAGGUGACAACCUUACUGUACACUAGUCAUGCAGGGCUCCGACGACGCGCCGCCCUGCCAGGGCUGCCGCCGCCGCGCCGCGCAGUUCGUGUGCGCCGGCUGCGCCAACCAGUGGUACUGCUCCCGCGACUGCCAGGUGACAACCUUACUGUACACUAGUCAUGCAGGGCUCCGACGACGCGCCGCCCUGCCAGGGCUGCCGCCGCCGCGCCGCGCAGUUCGUGUGCGCCGGCUGCGCCAACCAGUGGUACUGCUCCCGCGACUGCCAGGUGACAACCUUACUGUACACUAGUCAUGCAGGGCUCCGACGACGCGCCGCCCUGCCAGGGCUGCCGCCGCCGCGCCGCGCAGUUCGUGUGCGCCGGCUGCGCCAACCAGUGGUACUGCUCCCGCGACUGCCAGGUGACAACCUUACUGUACACUAGUCAUGCAGGGCUCCGACGACGCGCCGCCCUGCCAGGGCUGCCGCCGCCGCGCCGCGCAGUUCGUGUGCGCCGGCUGCGCCAACCAGUGGUACUGCUCCCGCGACUGCCAGGUGACAACCUUACUGUACACUAGUCAUGCAGGGCUCCGACGACGCGCCGCCCUGCCAGGGCUGCCGCCGCCGCGCCGCGCAGUUCGUGUGCGCCGGCUGCGCCAACCAGUGGUACUGCUCCCGCGACUGCCAGGUGACAACCUUACUGUACACUAGUCAUGCAGGGCUCCGACGACGCGCCGCCCUGCCAGGGCUGCCGCCGCCGCGCCGCGCAGUUCGUGUGCGCCGGCUGCGCCAACCAGUGGUACUGCUCCCGCGACUGCCAGGUGGCCGCCUGGGACGACCACUCGGAGAUGUGUUCCGGGUAGCGCCCGCAGCGUGACGUACAGACAUUUGCCUUAUAACAUGCCGUCAGGUGACUCGUGAAUCUCGGUGACCUUCGCGCAGCUAGAGAGGUCUAAUUUAUUUCGUGUUUGUACAUUGUAGAUGCGUCUUUUGUAACCAAAAUAUUGUACAGUGAUGGUUUUAAGUUGGCUCUGAAUUUUUGAAGCUUAGCUAAAUUCUUGUUCUGUGUUUUUGGUAAUGUAUUCUUGAAAAUACCUAAACAGAGACAUGUUAUUUUUUGAAGGCAAGUGGUUUGUUUGUCCUGUUUUUAGAUCCUGCGCCGUUAGCAUGGUCGCCUCUUUAUGAGUGGUAGCAUUUCUGUCACGUUCUAACAAGUAUGUAACAGCGAAAGUGACGCAUCAUACGACAGGCGGUAAAAAUUCGACCAUGCUAACGCCGCUGAAUUGUUGGUGAUAAGAAUUCUAAGUCAUAUAAAUUGGCAGCUGAAUAAAAGCAUCUAAAUAAAAAAAUCUGUGAUUUUCAUGCCAUUAUUUCGUUUAAAAAUAAGUGUUAAACAUUGAAUAAAAAAAAAGUGUCAAAGCCACAAUUUAAAAACAUCACUGUCUCAAGGCUAGAGCACACCGGCUGCGCGUGCGCUAAAAUGUUCGAGCCGCGUACGCAUACGUUACGCAAACAGUGUGUCAUCUCUCAUAAGGAUCUGUAUAUUACAACGCGCACGAGCACGUCAACGCACACGCGCCCGGUGUGCACAGGCCUUUUUCCUAUGUAGGUAUUGAUUUUUCCUAUAUUAUAGUAGAGUGUCAAGCUUCUUCACGCUCUUUAGGAAUGCUAUUUUAAACUAUUAGAUGUAGGAUAAAGUAUUUUUUCAAUGUGACUGCUGACUACAAGAAUGUAGUGAAUCAUUUUCUAACGACGCCCGUUUUUUUUUUUUAAUCGGUCGUACAGUUUUUGCGGUAAUAAAAUCCCGUGCACUCAGCUCUUGUGAUAUUUUACUGUUGAGAAAAAAUCAAUGAAAAAAUUAAAAGUUAAAGAAAAUUUAAUCUUCCUACUAAAACAAUAUAUUUAUUGUGAAAUCAGUAUAGACAAUAAAGUUGAAUGUUUGAAUGAAACACACCCACAUUGAGAGCCACGCCACACUAGCGUCUUUUGAGCGUCGGCGUCUAGUCAGCGCUAUGGAAAAUGGCGUCGCUGCGCACUUGCGCCAACUAUGGAGCUAUGGAGGAAUCUCCAUAGGCACAACAAUGUUGCAAACGGCAAUGUUGCAAAAGUGUCCAGCUGUCAGCUAUAAAUAAUAGUUCCAAAUCUCUCCAGAGUAGCGCUAGAGUAGCUGAGAACCUAGGCGUUAUUGACGGAGUGAAGUGCGCUGUCUGAUUUGUUUUUUUUUUUUCAAAUAUUCUAGGUAUUGUAGCGCCACCUAUUUAAGGUUUUUUGAAGGACACUUUUUGGUACAUGGAGAUUGUAUCCCUUACCUUCCAUAGCGCCAACGUUGCGUCGAACUGCAGCCAUAGAGUUGACUAGACGCUGACGCUCGGGAGACGCUAGAGUGGGGUGGCCCUCAAAUGCCCAAGGAGUAUCAUUACUAAGUAUUACGAUAUUGUAUAACAAUACAGAACGCGUAAUAUAACCUAAUCCAAUCGAACGGUUGUAACGAUUUAAAUAAACUUAUUUAAAUUAUUGACUGACAAUUUUGUGGUAUUUAUUUUAGGCAGGUUAGCGAUGCCUGUAUUAUACAUCCCAUCUAUAAAAUAUUAAUAGAAAAUAGCAUAAUAACCAAUAAAUAGUAAUCACAAUGAAAGGUUGUGAAAAGUCGCAAAAUUAACAUUUUUGUUUUUUUUUUUUAAAUAUGGUUGCAUAAAAUAGAAUAUUUGUGACGUUCUCAAGCAAAAGGUACCACAUUGUCGCUUACCAUAAGCGAAAUUUAUACAAAUAACCUGUUCUUAGAGAGCGUCCUUAUGGCAAGCGGUGAUGUGGUACCUUUUGCUUAAGAAUGGCACAUUUGGUUGAUAAUACUGCACGACAGGCGGAUCAAAACUCUUUCCGUUGUCUUGUUUUUUGACCCCAGUAGAGCUUUUUAUAUGGGUGAUUUUAAGUUUAUAAUUUUUCUCAAGCAAAAUAUAAUCUACAGCUAUAAAGACAUGUCGACUUUUUUUUUGUUUGAUAUAAGACAGAGACCAAUACAAGCGUAACAGAGUGGUCAGAAACAAGACAGCGAAAAGAAUUUUAGACCUAGGCCUAAGUCGAGUUUCAGUUAAACAAUAGAGCAAAGUAAGCUCGGUUCACAUCGGAUAAUACUACUCCAAAUGGGUUGAUCAAUCAAUGAUGUUCUGAAAUUAAAUUAUAACCUCCUAAGGUCCUACAAGAACAUCGAAGAUUGCCAGUGGAAUUUGAACCUUUAGCGAAGGCCAUAGAGUUUAUUUUGUUUACUCUGGUACUCAGGUAGGACUGUGUGUCUGCCUUAGGAGGCUAUCGUCAGAAUAUUAGGCGCAGCAAACAGACCAGCCGACGUAGCCAAGGUGACAAUUGUUAUCGCUUUACAACGAAACGCUUUGUGUCUCUAUCACUCUGCCAUAUUAGUGCGACAGCGACAGUUGCGUUUCGAUCGCUACGGAGCGUAUGCGAUUUGCAUGUUGGCUACGCGGCCAGCACUCGCGCACAGCAGAGGGCCUACCGCGAACCACGUUCGACGUGUUGCCUCCCUGUCACACUUACGUACGAAUUUACAAGUGCGACAGAGAGGCAACACGUCGAACGCGGUUCGCGGUAGGCCCUCGGUGCUCGAAAAUGACAUCAGGUAUUCAUUGAUCUACAAAUAUUUCUGUUUCAAUGCAUUCUCGACCAUUUUUAGCUUUCCACAUGAAAGUGCACCUUAUCGUAACAGCAUAAGGUACUUUUUGGUAAGGAAAUCUAUUACAUAAUCCCUUAUAGGGAUAAAUUCGCCUUUGUACAUUGCCAAAGUUUUUUUUUUUUCCUUUUAUUGUAUCUUCCCUAUUAUUGUUUAUUGUAUUUUUAUUGUAUUUUUUUCUUAUUGUAUUGUCCCUUAUGUACAAUAAAGUGUUUACAUACAUACAUCUGUAUGAAAUGUACCUAAAUACUACUGUAAUAUUAUGUAUCAGUCUAAUUUUGCAUAUAUUUUGAAACUCGGCGAGCAGAAUAGCCAAUUCGCCAUCUCUAACUAUGGAGUACAUUUCGAAAGAGAUGGAUGCAACCGGGAGUCAUGUAGACUUGCAAUUGUAUUCAUUUAUUUUAUAAUGACUUGUAUAAUUUAAUCAAAUAAUGUUUACAAAACUAUUUAGGCUAUUCUUUAUAUAUCGGAUGCUAUAUAUAAAUAAGCUAUAUAUAUCGUAGCGAGCCGUAGGAUAAACAUACAAUAAAUGUUAUUUAUGAAUGUAAAUAUUAUCAAAUUAUAUAAAUGAGUUCUGAAUUAUGCCGCACUAUAUCUUAUUCAGAUCAAAUUAAAUUAAACCAAAUCGUUUUAAGCUUGGUAGUAAUAAAAAUAGUGGUUCCGAAGAACAUAUUAUUUUUUUUUUAAAUUAUAUUUGGGAGACUUGAUUUUUUGCUAUUUAGUUUAAAUAUUUCUCGAUAAAUACAAUUGCAUAUUUCGUUUCCGUAUUUGGCAUUUAUACAUCGUGUCAUUCACGAAGACGCGUGCCUUGGUUAAGGUUAGAUUUGACAAAUCUGCGCAUCAUCGUGGAUGACACGAUAAAAAGAUAAAUACAGCUUUGAUGAGAAAUAUUUAGACACACACAGCGACAGCGAGUCUCCCCCGCCGUGCCUUUAAGAACACCAGAGGGCCUACCGCGGACUUCAUAGUUCGCCUACUGCGGGCAUCUUUCUCUGUCACUCUAAUUACGCCUUCAUUAGAGUAAAAGAGAAAGAUGCCCGCAAUUUACGAACUUCGGUGUUGGUGGUAAGUUCUCAGAGCGUGGCAUGGUUCAGAACUGUGUGUGCCUGCGUUUACACGCACCGGAAUAUAAGGACACGCCUUUCAUAUGUAGUUUGAGCCCCAAUCUUGGCUUGAGGGCUCAUCAGGGUUUGAACUGAUGUUCGUACUUCAGUUUGAAUGUUAUUGGAUAAUCUCGGUUUGUGUUUAGAGUCGAAACGGCUACCGUUUUUUCGCUCUUGACACAUUGAGCGCCGGGAACCCGCUUGGCGGGCGCUCUAUUCGUAGUCCCCUAGUCGCUUUCGAAAACGCUAGAAUCGGCUACGCGUGUAGUGAAUGCGCUAAGCCAUGACAUGACCGGCGGGUUAUCGCAUGCUUUUAAAUAUACAAAAACCGAUCACUCACGUCGAUUGGUUAGCCGACGAUCGUGUCAAGCAAUAUUCGACUUAAAAACACAUGCAAACAACAUGAUGUAAACUAUUAAGGUAUCUCGAUUUGAAAUUAUCCAAUCACAACUACUUCAAAAAUGAUUUCGUCUUCAAUUCGCCUUGAAGUUUAGACGCAGAUGCUAAAACGUUCUAGGUUUGUAUAACUCAAGUCUAUGAAUAUUUUAGUUAGAUAGUUUAAGAUAAGGCUGGCAUAGACUACCUAAAAUCUAAUUAAUCUUAAAAUACUGACACAAGCAUAGCUCUUAUGCACAUAUGCAACGUAUAAAGUGAAUGACUUAGGCAGGUCCAUAAGGGCUGGUGCGAAAACACUGAACUGUCAAAUUUGACAUAUACAAUCCGCGCCAUCUUUCGUGAAUCAACCUAUGUUAAGGAACAUUAAAUUUAUAACUGACCCUCGAUGGACCUUAUGUAUUUACAAUAGGGUCUAUUGUCAGUUAACAGUGUAGGCGAUUGUGCGAGAGCAAAUAAUGUUUGUGUUCAGUCUCAAAUUUGCGUGUAACGCAGUUCCCUUACCCAUGAUCGCAGCUAGCGAUAAUUCGUAUUCUAUGCGAGUCUCUAAUUAGUUUUAUAGAUAAACACUGGAACUAGGAAUGAAUAACUAACAAUAAUUAUCUGUAAAUGGAGCGUCGAUGUAAAAUAAUUUAAUUUUGUAAUCAUUAUUUAUUCGAUCAUAGUAAUCUAUGGUUAAUUUACACAAUGCUUUCUUCUUUGUUCGCUGAAUAAUCUAUGAGUUUAUCGACCCAUACUUCUUUUAAAGUAGGUAGACCCAAGGUUAGUUAAAACUUGCAACCAUCAGUUAGAACUAAUUUACACAUAGUUUUGUAACGACCUAAUGGUCACAUUGUCUUGUGUUACGAACAAACAAAAAAAUAAUUUUCAAAAUCGGUUCAGAAAUGACGGAGUUAUGGAGUCAUCAUCAUUCGCUUGCCCUUAUCCCAUUCAUUUGGGGUCGGUGCAGCAUGUCUUUUCCUUCCAUAUCUUUCUGUCACCCGUCAUCUCAUCGUUCACUCGCGUUCAUUUCAUGUCAUCUCUCACACAAUCCAUCCACAGUGUCCGAGUUAUGGAGUAACAAACAUUUAAAAAAAAAACAUACAACCGAAUUGAUAACCUCCUCUUUUGAAAUCUUGAAGUCCGUUAAAAAAUAAGUGAAUUAUGGAUACUUAUGUGUCGAGGCAUUUAAAUUAAGGUAUUCAAUAAACAACAAAGUUUAAUGUUACAAGACUCAUCGUAACGUAAAUUCUAGACUCACUUCAAAUUUCUUUAUGGUUGAAUAUGUUACUAUGGUCGAAUACUUCAAAUUAGAUGUUACAAAAAUAGGAUUAUUUAUUUUUUACACAACGUUACAUAAGUAUUAUAUAGAAGCAUUCUAAUUUUCUACAGAAGCCGUGCCAAAUGUACCUACGACCGGGUUUGUUUCAUGCGGACUCUUCCACUGUAUCUGGUUGUAUUAUAUAUCGGGAACAAAUUUUUGUAAGGAAACAGAUGUCUUGAUUUUGUAAUUGAUUUAUUUUCGAUUCCAUAUAUUUGACGGUUGUCAACUUGACUUUUUGGACGCCGUACAUUUGAAAGAAUCAAUACUACUCAAAACACGUCGGUUAUAUCGAGAUUUUCUUUACACGCCACUUUUAGGUGUUGUUGGUAUCCAAAAAGAUAAGUACUUUUAUGAAACUGAAAAAAAAAACAAAUAUAGUGACUCCAUCAAAAUACUGAUAUAGUCGGUAUUGUUUGUGGUUAUAGAAUUGUACCUAUGCAAGAAAUAAAUGCACUGCAAAUUAUUAUUGCGGAGCAUAAUUUUCAUAUAAUGAGGACGCUAGCACGAAGAAUUUCACAUGCCCAUUUUCAGAUCUCAGUGCCACUGUGGGAGCGGAACAGCAAUAUAAUUAUGUGCGUGCGAUAGAGAAAGGUACAGACGGGCAAUGUAUGAAAUUCUAGCGUCCUCAUUUUAGUACGUACCUGCUACUUUUCAGUCGCAUAAUAGUAGUUAAGGCAGCUGUCAAGCCAAAACGAUCUUUAUUGUAUGAUGUAUAAAAUCGUCUUUCCAGUAACAAGGCAUCUACUUGAAAAGGUUUCACAGUCCACAGCAUACUGUAUUUCUCAAACGCUAGUCACGAGUUUUGUUACCUAUAUAAACUGUUUAUGUAUUUUGUAACUUAUAUGAUGUUAUAUUAGAAUGUAUUAAAACGGUACUGUCUUUGAAGCCA